Anopheles nili is the source of this 1215-nucleotide messenger RNA. RefSeq names its product RNA-binding region-containing protein 3. The coding region runs from base 1 to 1215 and encodes 404 amino acids. Gene Ontology annotation, biological process: mRNA splicing, via spliceosome. Gene Ontology annotation, cellular component: U12-type spliceosomal complex. The record is from RefSeq and is a predicted model, not a curated record. NCBI's taxonomy places the organism in Eukaryota, Metazoa, Arthropoda, Insecta, Diptera, Culicidae. The transcript has a single exon. Gene Ontology annotation, molecular function: U12 snRNA binding; pre-mRNA intronic binding.
AUGUCGUCAAUUAGUUUACGAAUCUUCAACUUCCCACCAAUGUUCGCUAGCGUUGAUAUACGAGAGUUUUUACAUCUGUUUGGUUUGGAUACGCUGGGAUUCAUCAGGAGGAGAAAUACUACCGGUGCGAUAGUGACCGUAAAUAGUGAAUCCGAAGCGCGUUUAGUAAUCGCUCGGUUGCAUCAGUUGCUCAUAAAAACUCACAGACUAAAGGUAGAAUAUUCAGAUAAAAAAGAUACUAACGAGGAUAUUAAAUCCUACGAGUCUAGUGAGAACGCGGAAACAACCAAGAGAAAAGCCUUGGAUGCCAUUGAGGACAGACUCUUUCCGUUGGAAUACGAAGGCUUUCCGCCAGCACAUUUAUCGUAUCGGUAUCCAAAGUCAUCGCCGGAAAUAUUACAAAACAUAUCACGAGAGCUUGCAUCCAAUCAUGUGUUCUACUAUCAAACGUUACAUUUAAUGAACAAAAUGAAUCUCAAACCCCCAUUCGAAUGUCGAACGGAAACUAGCGCUGUUUUAGAUUCCGCCAGCUGUCAGGAUACGGUGCCAUCCUAUGCCAGUGUCUCGGAAGAAGAAUCAGAACUUGAGUCGGAUACGGAACAAGCGGAAAAGAAAAAACUUAAAACCCAAUACCACCGGCCAGCUCCAACUAUGAAGGUGUUAAAUUACAACCCAGAAACGUUAGAGCCCCAAUCAGCUACAAAGUUGCUGAAAAAAACCAAACUAGAGAUACAACUCUCAGGGGAGUUCCUAAAAGCACCCCAUCCACCCAUCACAGAAGACGAUGCUGUCGUUUCCGUUACACCAAUAGCUGCAGAAUCAAGUGAAAAUGUUUCGCUAACUGUAGACGACAUUUUGAGAAACCGAAUUCCCGAUGAACAGCGUAGCACAUUGAGCGUUUUUCAAAACUACAACACCGGAGAUCCAACGAGCAAAUUGUACAUUAAAAACCUCGCCAAACAAGUCACGGAACAGGAUCUGGUGGAGAUAUUUAGCAUAUUCUUCGCGAAAACAUUACUCAAGGAGAUCGACGUGAGGCUGAUGAAAACGGGCCGAAUGAAAGGGCAGGCAUUCGUUACGUUUCAAGCAGCAGAUGAUGAAAACCCGUCUAUGAACAACAAGCUAAAAUCGUGUAUUGCACGUGCGUUGUCUGUUACGAAUGGGUACAUUUUAAAAGACAAACCUAUGGUAGUAUCCUAUGCAAAGGGUAUUUAA